GUUUAUUAUUAAAAAACACAAAAUAACGUUACAAAAGAAAAUAUGAAAUUCUUACUAAUAAAAAAUAUAUAUUUUUUUAAGUUUUGGAGCUUUCAUCUUCAUUGUCAUCCUCUGCAUCAGUUUCUGCUAACUCAUUUUAAUUUAAAGAAUUCAUCGUGAAACUUGGCAGGUAUGACAUGUAAUUAACUAACGGCAGAAAAUAU
Molecule: messenger RNA, 203 nt
Organism: Acanthoscelides obtectus
Lineage: Eukaryota; Metazoa; Arthropoda; Insecta; Coleoptera; Chrysomelidae
Source: the annotation of a GenBank genome assembly